Messenger RNA from Microbotryum saponariae, 4046 nucleotides. Lineage: Eukaryota; Fungi; Basidiomycota; Microbotryomycetes; Microbotryales; Microbotryaceae. The record is from the annotation of a GenBank genome assembly.
AUGGGACUUGUUGACCCGGCUACCGAGUAAGUUGCAUCGCGUGUAUGUCGCUCUGCCGGUCCCCCACCCCACCACCACUCGUCGCCCGCGAGCACGCUCACGACCGGGCGACACUCUCAGUGACCGCGGAGCCAGAGCUGACCCUAUGAUGGGUGUGUAACCUCCCAGAUCGGCAGUGAACAAGAUCAUCGAGCCGACUGAUCGAAUCAGGGCAUGCACGACCGUCAAUGAAGCCGCUCGAGACGCCAAGGGGAACGUUAACCCGGCUGGGAAGCGCUCGAGGGGGUACCUCGCCGUGAUUGUCAAUUCGAGGAGCGAGGUCGACCAAGCUCUGUGCGUGUGCGAAAUCUUCUGAAGCGCAAUCGGUCUCGAAGAGUGCGACUGAUGGGUAGUGUUGCGACCCGCACAGACUCGUGCUCUUUCAUAGGCCGGCGACACCUUCCAUCACGGCGCUCGUGCCGCUCUACUCGGACUUUCAGCUCUCGAUAUCCCAAACCAACGCUUCCUCCUCCUCGAUGAUCGCAUUGGACUCCAGUACCCCUGUCAAACCCGGCGACUCCCUCCGAGCACGGUUCAUCAUCACCUUGUCCUCCCCCAGUUCCGAUACGCCGAUCGUGCUUCUCGAAGAUGAAAUCUCUUACCUCUCCGAGAUCAUCGCCGAGAUCAAACGUCUACACGCGCUCGCGAUCCAGCAUUCCUUCACCUACGAAUCCAACACCUCCCAUGAAUGGGUCGACAAUUACGUCCUAACCCCUGCGAAUUCGACCGCACCUUCGUUGGACAGCCAGACUUUGGCCAAAUUCGAUUCUCUCGCUGAGGCCUAUUCGGAGCGAGGCAGGCAGGCGAGUUUGCUCCCCGUAACGGGCGCGGCGACGUGGGGGAAUGAUGACGAGUCCGAGAGGGUGAGGGAAGAAUUGGUCCGGGAACAGAGGGCGAGAUGGAUUGUCGAGCAGUUGAAGGAACGGGAGGACGAGUUUACGCUCAAGGAAAAUAUCAAGUAGGGCCACCCAGACUAGAUUCGCAGUGAGCAUGCCGGACUGAUCCGCACUUUCUGGAGCGUAGGGUCUUUUGCUCGACCUACAACAUCAACGAUAAGAUGCCCAAACCGGAAGACGACCUCUCACCUUGGAUAGGGGAUGUGGGCAACGCCGAGUUGUUGGUCAUUGGGUUUCAAGAGUUUGAUCUGUCGACCGAGGCCCUGUGGAGGUACACGCCGACGAGGGAGGAUGCGUGGAGGACCGAGUUGAUGAAGGGGUUGGGCGAACAGGCCAAGGAUUAUGUCAAGGUGAGCUUCAGAGCAAUCUAGAGUUGAGCUGGUCCGAGCUGAUGUUUUCCCUCUCGCACGUGGUAGAUCUGUUCACGACAACUCGUCGGCGUGCUCUUGAUCAUCUUCGCUCGAAAAGACUGCUCGCAAUACGUCAGCAAGAUCUCGGCCAGCCACUUGGCGACAGGGAUCAUGGGUCUCGUAGCGAACAAAGGCGCCGUCUCGAUCCGUCUCAAGUACAAAGACACUUGGUUGACAAUCGUCAACUCGCACCUCGCCGCAUUCGCGGGUCAAGUGCUUGCGAGGAACCAGAUGGUCAAGGAUACCGAAAAGUUUUUGGUCUUUACUGAGGGAACUACCGUCAAAGGGUUGCCCGUCGAUCCUUGGGUACCGAAUUUGAGACCCGAGGUAGAGAAGACGAGUGCGAGCGCGACGGUAUUUGAUUCGCAUCAUUUGGUGUGGAUGGGGGAUUUGAAUGUGAGUCGCACCUAGAGUUGUAGCAGUUUCGGCUGAUACUGAGCCGAGCGGCGUCUCCUUGUUUGCACAGUACCGAGUCGAGCUCCCGCGAGCGGAUGUGCUCCGCAUGACCGAAGCUAAAGAAUGGGACAUGCUUCUCCGAUUCGACCAACUCAAGAUCCAACAAACGCACAAGCUCGCCUUUGCCGAAUUCGUCGAAGCGCCCAUCACUUUCCCCCCGACGUUCAAGUUCGACAUCGGGACUUCGACCUACGAUACGAGUGAGAAGCAACGUACGCCUUCUUGGACGGAUCGGAUUAUGUGGUUAUCGAUUAAGGAUGAAGGGGUUAAAUGCUUGGAAUACAAGAGCUGUCCAGAGGUGAAGAUGAGUGAUCAUAAGCCCGUGACGGCGAUGUUGCAAGUCGAAGUGUCAACAGUCGUCAAGGAGAAGAGGAUGAGGGUGCAGCACGAGGUCAUGACCGAGCGUGAGUUCAAGUCGCAAGCUGCCAGUUCAAGACUUAAGCUCCAUUGUACUGAGACACCAAACUUGAUUGUCACAGUGGAUCAGUACGACAACGAUGCUUUGCCCGAUGUCAAGCUCAUCCCCGGACCGUCAAUCCAAUUCGAUCGAGCGAUCCGGUACCUCAUCCCUCAAACGCAAACGGUCGAGAUCGAGAACGUCGGUUCCGUCGUUGCGCAAUGGUUCUUCACCCUCAAGCCUGGCGCCACGACGAUUGCCCCUCCCUGGUUGUCGAUCUCGCCCAGUUCGGGAUUGCUGUUGCCUGGUGAACGAGCAACGGUCUCAUUUACUAUCCGCGUCGACAAUCUGACUGCCCCGGCCCUGAACUUUGGCCCUCGAGACGAGCUCAACGACCUCUUGAUCCUUUCGAUCGAGAAGAAGGACCUCUUCCUCUCCGUCGCGGCAAGGGAGUACUUCCCGACCUGCUUCGCCUGCCCUUUGGAACGUCUGGCCCGUUUCAGCGAAGGGAUCCGUACUUAUUCGACCGCGCAACUCAAAGCGAUCGCCGCCCACGACAGUGCGCCCUUUGCCGAAGACCGAGCCAAGAUCCCUCGUCCCGCCGGAAGGAUGUUGGACUUCCUCGCCGAAUACGCCCUCCAUGUCGACGAGAUCUUCCUGGUCCCUGGCGAUCCGGAAUUGGUGAGGGAGAUCAGGGAAUCGUUGGAUGAAGGGGAUGGGUUCCCUUUGGAAAAAUUGUUCCCGAUGUUGGAGACGGUCGUUUCGGGGACGGCGUCGAUGAUGGAUGCGGGGAUGAUUCCGGACAACAUUCAUUCGACUGGGGGGCAGGAGUUGGGGAAUGGGUUGGCGUUGCAGGAGAUUGAGGAAGGGGACGAAGAGGCUUCGGAGGAAACGUCGACGCUGAGAUUCAAUACGUCACCUUUUGCGAACUCGACAGCUUUGGAUCCGGGGACACCGAGGACACUUGCGCUGGUGCAAGACGUUGGACCGGAGGAGGUCGUCGCUGACGAUCGCUCGUCAGAGGAAGAGGAGGAGGAAGAGAAGGGGGAGGCAGACGAUGAGGUCCAAGAACCGGUCGAGACCGACAUGGAAGCCGACAUUGGAGCGCUUUCACUCUCCCCUUCAAUACCCUCCCGAUUACCAGCACCCAAGAAACCGAACGCUACGGCCCCGCCGAUCGUCCACGCGAAAAUCAAGGACGAUCCCCGCCGCGCCAGCGUCGCCCCCUUAUCCCAGACCCUUCGAGCCAAGGCGUCGGAUUUGGGUGUGUUAAGUAUGGGGGAUUGUUUCUUGAGGUGGUGCGAGGCAUUGCCGGACCCUAUCGUGCCUUUUGGGCUGUAUGAGGAUGCGGUCAAGGCGGAGAGGAGAGAGGAUGCGUAUGCUCUGGUCGAGAGGAUGCCGAUGAUUGUGAGUGCUUCCGCUGGUCCGAACGAUUUGUGACCCAUUGUAACCGACUCUGCUCUUGUUGCGGGGGAUCACUCAAACAGCACUCGAGUACGUUGUUGUACAUCAUCGCAUUUCUGAGGGUCUUGGUACAGCAAUCGACGGAGGAGUCGGAGAGGGAAGCAAGGUUGGAUCGAUUAGGUACGUUCUUUCGGACGUGUCAUCGACGCCUCCUGAACUGAGCUCGCCAGAUAUUCGAAUCGUUCUUCCCGAAUAGCCGUGGUGUUUUCCACCGUACUGCUAAGACCUGAUGCGACAGCUCCAAGCUCACCGGCAUUGUCCACAAUCCCCCUCGAAGCGAUCCCGAGGAGGAGGAAACAGUUCGUCUUGUCGUUGUUGCAGGGGGAAGGUUUCGAGUCGUUGAUGGGGACCAAGAAGGCGGGGUUCGAUGACGUGAGACUUUAG